This is a messenger RNA of Dunckerocampus dactyliophorus (ringed pipefish), 6082 nucleotides long. RefSeq names its product ETS-related transcription factor Elf-1-like. Gene Ontology annotation, biological process: regulation of transcription by RNA polymerase II; cell differentiation. Gene Ontology annotation, molecular function: sequence-specific DNA binding; DNA-binding transcription factor activity, RNA polymerase II-specific. Gene Ontology annotation, cellular component: nucleus. Lineage: Eukaryota; Metazoa; Chordata; Actinopteri; Syngnathiformes; Syngnathidae. The record is from RefSeq and is a predicted model, not a curated record. The transcript has 8 exons. Bases 2766 to 4058 code for a protein of 430 amino acids.
AGAAGAGUUACAGGCUAGCCUGUAGGCUGGCUCAAUGUGAACGGCAUGUGCUAAAAAGGAAAGUGAAACCAGUUUCCAGAGCAGGCUGCUCACAUUUUUAACAUGGGGUGUUUAUCAAACACACACACACACACAAACGUAUAGUGUAUAAACAUCAGGAGUGUUGUAAAAAAAAGAGUUGCUGUGACCACCACCAGAACUCCCUGAUACCCAAUCUGCCCUUACUCCAUAUUUCAGUGUUCAUUUAACAAGGCCCUGUUACAGCAGGGAAGCCGAGGGCCUUAUCAGCUGCACCCUCACUCGCCAUACUCUUAUCAGCACGGCCUAGUUCACACACAAACCUCUCUCUGUCCAACAAACGCACACUCUUUCUAUCUCGCGCUCUUACCCUCACACAAGCAAAAUGGGGAAUGAACGGUACGGGGCCUUAUCAGUGUCCUGAGGGGCUUGGCAGCCACUUCACAGGCUCAGAUCCCCGUGCAAAGGCCACAGAGACAAACCUAUGUGACCAGAGCACCAAUGAACAAAGGCUGCGGAGUCGUCUGACAGGCUGCAGGGCGUGCUAACAAUGAAUAUACAGGCAGCACAAUGGCGGUGGACAGCAGCUGCCGUUCAAAGAAAGAACAAUGCGAGAAUUAGAGAUUUGGUCCGCAGCAAAAAAAAAAAAAAAAAAAUUGCUGCAUUCGCUACUAAAAGGAAAACAUGGCAACUUGCCACGCUGCGCAACCGGAGCCUGAAAUUCAGGUUAGGAAGGAAGUACAGUAGCUGGUAAUUCACUGACUGAGUUGUUCCAAUGAGGGCCGCCUACAGAACACUUGAAGGUUGUGAAGGUUCAUCUUUUAAACACCAGUCUAAUGUAGGUCAACAUACACAAGAUUUUUUCUUUAUAUAAAGACAAAAACACCUUAAAUAUCGGAUUUGUGUGACGGUUUACAGAGCAAAUCUUGCAUCCAAGUGAAAUUGUAUGUAUUUUAGGGAUUCGGAGUCCAAGGGAGUCCAAACUUUUUGCACCAAGGGCCACCUACUGAAAAAUGAGAGGAUGCAAGGGCCAAGUUAUAUUUAUUUCAAGAAAAAAAAAGUGCAUCUCAGCAUUGUGAUAUAGGUGAAAAAGCCUAUUAGCUUUGGUCUUUGCUAUUUUUAUCCUAUUUGUGCUGUUUUUUUUCCAAAUAUUUCAACUUCCAAUAUUCCAAUAUUUCAACUUCCUUAAAUAAUUUUCAUAAAGUGUUUCUCAUAAUACGACUUAAAAAAAUGUAUUUAAUGUUUAAAUUCUAUGCUAUUAAAAUGACAUUAUUUUUCCUCAUAUUACAAGAUUAUUCUCAGAAAAUUGUGACUUUUUAAAAUUUGAAUACAACAUUUUUCUCUGCAUAUUUUGACUUUAUUCUCGCUCCCAUACUGAACAAUGGCAGCACGCUGCUUUCAUUUUUGUCCGUUUACGGAGGCGAAGUGUUCAAAAGCAGGUGCACCGCACCUUGACGUCGACGCCAGGAGGCAGGGGUCCUGGGGCGCACGUAGCUGAGGAGAUCCGCCGCGUCCGAUUCGCCUCCACGCAUUGCCUUGUUGUUUCCUAAACUCUCAGGUAUAUACUCUGUCACAGAAUGCCUCCACUUUUAGGCAGAGUGUCCCUCACUUGAAAUGUACACAAUGGGGAGGGCUUUUCACCAGCAUGGAAAGGCAUGUGCGCGCACCCACUGUGCAAAAUGUAUCGCGAACCCACACCGCAGUUCAUAAGACCGGAUUGUCCCGUGCAGGGCGGACUGUACGGUACACGGUUUUAGCGUGCUAUUUUACUGGUGUGCCUCUUUUAUUUUGAAAGCCUGACUUCACUGGCUAGAAGGUUUGUUACAUCGAUGUUGCCCUAGUGUUGCCGUGUAGACUGGAGAGCAUUUUUAGAACCUACUUCCUGCAAGUCGGCCAUGUUGGUUCGUAGGUAUCAUUUUAUUCCAAUAAAAUGGGGUUAUUUGCAACAUAUCAUCUUAUUUUAAAAUGAAUUUCAACUGAUAUUUUUCGCACCUUUGUCUCUCUUCGCCACGCACAGGAUGUCGUUUGUAAAAGUACCGAUCUCAGGUGCAAACUACUCUUUGAAAGCCGCCAGCAGCGCCAACAAAUGCAAACAUCACAGGAAGCGAAAAAUGAGGAGGCCAUUGCUGUCUAAUAUGUUGGCAGUGGUUUGGCACAAGUACUCAGGAAGCGGUGCCUCCUAACUGAGCUGUGCUUCCUGUUUGAUAACUGACCCAAACAUGUUGCGCCUCCGUCUCACACGCUAAGAUGCACUCUCAUACUCACCCCCGAGAAGCUAAGAAAACAUCAAGAACCGCAAAGCCGCUAAGGUUGGAGGAUUAAUGGGAUUAAAAUAUGCCAGAGAAUUAAUUCCUCAAAGCUAUUUCCCCAGGAAGCUACUGUAGAGGCCUCAAAACCUGAUUAGUGGCGGGAUCUUCAACAGAAAAGACCUAAAGGUUCAACCCCGACCACAGGACAAAUUUCCUAGCUGCCACUUCCCCAUUUAAAGUUGAAAAACUUUGUUUCCCGUGACAUCUUCUGGUCAUUUAGUCUACUCACAGUCACUGUUGAGACGUCAGUAUCAUCACAUCCUGGGGUAUGCUCUCCGACGAUCGACUGAAGGUCCACAACUUCUGCCCGCUGCAAUUCACCAGGCGAUUCGGCCCAAUAAUUGCUUCUGCCUAACGACAAAAACACAUCGUAGCCCUCAGAACUGGGAUGCUAUAGCCACACCGUUACAUCUGCAGGCUCGUUUGGCAUAUUCAGCCAUGUUACAGCAAUCAGAGCUCAUCUUUGACUUCGCCAGUGACCAUGUGAACCUGUCAGGGUUGAAAGAUCACUCAGAUGUGCCUGCUGUGAUCAUGGAGCCGUUUCCACAUCACCACCUGCUGGCAUAUUCAGGGUUUUUAUGCGAAGAACCACAGGCAGAAGACCCCCAGUUGCUUAAAGUGGAGCCAUGUGAAAGUGGAGACGACGAGACCAUGGAAACACUUAUUGCUGCUGACUCACUUCUUGACUUGGACUGUUCUGACACCUUGUCGUUGGAGCAACACUAUUCCCAGACCUUUCUGCCAUCACUGGGUGACGUCAUCACUGCUCCUGUCACUCAGGUGACUGUGUCAGCAGAAGGGGUGGUGGGGGCUGUUGAAGAGCCGGAGUGGCACUCGUUGCACACAAAUAAGCCUACGACACAGCUGCAGUCCAAAAAGAGAAGUAGAAAACGUCAUCGAAGGGCAGAAUCUCCUACUCCUGACAUAAUAGUGAAGAGGAAUAAAUACAAUAAAGGCGGGAACACACUUUACCUGUGGCAGUUUCUAAUGGAGUUGCUGCAAGACAGACAGGUUUGCCCCCGCUACAUUAAAUGGACGAAUCCCAACGCAGGAAUCUUCAAACUGGUCAACUCAAAGGCCGUGGCAAAACUCUGGGGCAAACACAAGAACAAGCCAGAUAUGAAUUAUGAGACCAUGGGCAGAGCACUCAGGUAUUACUACCAAAGAGGCAUCCUUAAUAAGGUGGAAGGCCAGCGCCUUGUCUACCAGUUCACCUCACUCCCCGAAGACAUGAUUUAUAUAACAGAUGGUGAUGGCAGCAAAGAGGAUGAAGAACAUGACAGCAGUGCUAAUGAUGAGGGCGUGAGUGAAGACUCUGAUGACAGCGCUCUGUCUUCGAGCGACCAAUCGGUGGAGGAGAAAGAUCCCAUCCCACAGAAAAAGACGUCACUUAGCUCUGUCCAGGCCCCGCUUACCCAACGUAGCAGGCCUGCUCGUGACACGGGUUUUCGACCUUCCAACUCCAGCCUCAUCCAGGAGCAGCAUUUGCCCAUUGUGUCUGCUGAGAUGCUGCGCACCCUUCAGAAUCUGCCGAAAGUCCAGUCUCUCCAACCAGCAGGUCACGCCUCAGUCUUUAAGACGGCUCAGCUGCUGGGGAGUCUGUGUGAGCAGCAAGCUUCGGCUGACAGGAGGGAUGCGCCGGAUACACACGACGAGAAGUCCCAGCCAGGACCAAAAGCUUCGCAGGUGGAGCCCCCGCAGCUGGUGCCUCUUAUUGGCUCUGAUCAGUAGAUUACUGACCCACCCACAAGCACACACAUGCACCGCACUCCACUGACCCCUUCCACUCUUUAGUGUCAGAAAGCAUUUCAUUUAUUCUCUUUAAGGAAAACAGCACUUUCGGGGGAGUUUUGCCCAUCAGCCACAAUCCUUAUGUGAGACAUGAACACACGUAUUUCUAUUUUCUGUGUCUUCUAAAGAUAUAAAAACAGCUAAAAAGAGGCAGCUAAGAAUGCACGUAAUGGGAUGCACUUAUAAAGCCUUCUGAAAAAACCUUCUGAAAAAGCGCCAACAACGCUCCAUUUAUAUAUCAUAUGAUAUGCAUAUUAACCAAGCUACAGCGACAUUGUUAACAUUUUUACACCAAAGAACUACGUCAGAGGCGUAGUGACCCCUCGCCACACCACACCAGCUAACUUCUAGCCGUCUAGCAACUAGCUUCACCACACAGUAGCUCAUAGCGCAUCGCCAUCGCGCUCACAACGCCUCAGGCCACUGUCGAAAGGUAACGCUACAUAAUAGAGCUGCCGCCACUGCUGCUGUGUUUUUGUUUUUGAGUUUGGAAAAGUUACCGUUAGGUGUAGCGUUCGUUUCUAUGUUGCUAUGUGAAAUCAGUGCGCCCAGGAAGGAAGUUCCGAUAAUGCUUAAAUUACAUGUUAUCAUGAAUGUGCCUGUUACUACAUGGCCACUUUUUAGCUGUUUUUAUAUCUUUUAGAACACACAGAAAAGAGAAAAGUGUGUGUUCAUGUCUAACAAGGAUUGUGGAUGAUGGGCAACAUUCCCCCCCACCCCCAAAAAAGUGCCAUUUUCCUUUAAGUUGGACUGUGUCAGCCCAUAGCGUUGCAGAAAUUGACCUGAUGUUAUCACAAGUCUUCUGCCAUUCCUAUGUUCAGUACAUUUGACACCAAAGAUAGACACUGGAACCCACAGCGGCUCUGCACACACCUCCGCUUGCACUUCUGAGCUGCCAUUACUUUUGCCCUCCGUCCCCUCGUAUCCUGAAUCAUUCCUCUGCCUUGACAAUGACUUUGCACUAAUGUUUAUCUCUGCUGUAUGUUUCUUCUGAAAGUGCCUGAAGAUCUCAGUCCAUCCUGCCCCUCCUUUUAUCAAGGUGAGGGUAUUAAGGGAAACAUUCCACUUUUUUAUGGACUUCUGUUUGUCUUAUGAAUUGAUAAAACAUAAGGGAUCACUGUUAGAAUAGUAAUUUAGCACUGCUGCUGUUGGUAUUGAAGGUAUCUUCAGCAGACUUUUUUUUUGUUUUUGACAAUCAUGAGUGAUCUCUCGACUUUUAUUUAGCUACUGUGCCUCCUAUAUUCACACUGCAACUAUUUAGUUUUUGUUUCUGCUAUGCACACAUUCUGUUUUGUCUGAAGUUAUGUAAGUGCUUAUAUGGAACUGUAAAGCCUUGAUAUAUUAACGUAUUGUAUAUUUACAAUAUGCCUGUGAACAUGCUUGACUUGUGCCUUGUUGCCAUUUUUCUCCCUCAGGUUUUGUUUUGCAUAUCGACUGUGCAAAAAUGACAGUGGCUGGCCCUUCAUAAUGAAGUAAUGCUAAGUUCAAUGUGUUUUGUUUUCAAGUUUAUUUCAUUUUACUUUCAUUCACUAAGCCGGCCCACACUCCUCAUAAAAACUAAGCUUUAAAAAAAAAAAAAAGUGUUUUACACCAAUAUUUGUGACAACCGAUUUCAGUUAUAACUGUGCCUUUGACCUCUGGGAACUUUAUGCAAAAAAUGUCCUACUUUAACAUGAAGUAAGACUAUUAAUUGGGGAAUCUUUACUAUUUGCGUUUACUGGCGGUGUCUUGAUACUGAAUGGUUUUAAUAGAGGGAGAGGUGGCGUUUUCUGUUGCUUUGGGUGGUGUGAUGAUGCAGUAAGGAUGUGGUAGAAUGCAAGCUUAUGCUCAAGCUAUACACAAUAAAUAUAAUCUCAGUUUUUGUGUAAAAGUGAUUCCAGUUCAUUUGCACAUAUUUAACGAGAGGUACAAAUAGUGCUCUGUGUUACUGUUAAAAAGUUUUAUUUUGACGCAAUAUUUUCAUU